AUGAGCAACACUCAACGCGAGUAUCGAAGACUGACCGAAGACGAGGAGAAUGCGCUAAGCCGCCUAUACCCAGCAGUCAAACAGGAGCUUCGCGAACGGCCAGGGGUGUACAUGUUUCAAGACGGCCAAAAUAUCGUCAUCGAACUAGAAGAGGACAUUUCAAUACCGCAGCAAACUUUCAUCAGAAUAGUCGCCGAGUACAAAAGACUGAAGACGGCCCAACACAGCGGCGGUCCUCGGCCAAGACGGGCGAAUUCUCAGUCAUCUCCCCUCAGUUCACAAAACGAUGCAACACGAGAGACAGGCAAGGAAUGA
Colletotrichum abscissum is the source of this 315-nucleotide messenger RNA. RefSeq lists its product as uncharacterized. The transcript has a single exon. The record is from RefSeq and is a predicted model, not a curated record. Lineage: Eukaryota; Fungi; Ascomycota; Sordariomycetes; Glomerellales; Glomerellaceae. The coding region runs from base 1 to 315 and encodes 104 amino acids.